Messenger RNA from Prunus persica (peach), 6153 nucleotides. Its product is annotated as protein SCAR2. NCBI's taxonomy places the organism in Eukaryota, Viridiplantae, Streptophyta, Magnoliopsida, Rosales, Rosaceae. The record is from RefSeq and is a predicted model, not a curated record. Gene Ontology annotation, biological process: actin cytoskeleton organization; positive regulation of Arp2/3 complex-mediated actin nucleation. Gene Ontology annotation, molecular function: Arp2/3 complex binding; protein kinase A regulatory subunit binding. Gene Ontology annotation, cellular component: cytoskeleton. The transcript is spliced from 9 exons. Bases 686 to 5635 code for a protein of 1649 amino acids.
UCGAAUAAUAAAAGUGUUUAAAACUACUAUAAUUUACGAAGUAAUAGAUUCAAACAUGAUUGCAAGAAGGUGAACACAGUCAAGAUCAACUUACCUAUAAUUUUAUUUUUGAUAAAAAAAAUUGUGCAAGGGUUCAUAGUUAUUCAAAUUCAGUAUAAAAAGUUGAACAGCCUAAUUACCCCCAAAAAAAGAAAAAAAGAAAAAAAGAAAAUAGCAGCGUAAUUUCCAAGCCAAUUGUUUCAUCAUUAGCUGGCUCUCUAUACAAACUUUGGAUAGGGAGCACUAACAUGCUGUGGUCUGAAAGGCAGGCGAUUCCAACCUGAACAAACAAAGAUAUUGUAUUACAGCAUAAAUAGCAUGAUUCAAUACAACGAGCGCAUUAUAAGCGGCAAGAUGCGCGCGCCGAGCAACUCAACUCACUGACUCGCACCGUUGCUUUCAUUCCAAAAUUCUUAGUUAAAAAUAUAAUUAAUUCCUUCUCUCUCCCUCUCUGUCUCUCUCUCUCUCUCUGUCUCACUCCCUUCACGUCUUUCUGACCACCGCAUGUUCAUUCAUUUACUCACUCUCUCUCUUCCGCUCUCUGCCUUCUGGAAAUGUGAAAUCGAAGAGCAGAGGCCAGAGCGAUACAUAAUUAUAGCAUACGGUUUUUGAGAGGUUAGGGUUUCUCGGAGGCGAGAAGUGAAGAAUGCCGUUGACGAGGUACCAGAUAAGGAACGAGUACGGCUUGGCCGAUCCGGAACUCUACGGAGCAGCCGAUAGAGAUGAUCCAGAGGCUCUCUUGGAAGGCGUGGCCAUGGCUGGCCUCGUCGGCGUUCUGCGCCAGCUCGGCGACCUUGCUGAGUUUGCUGCUGAAAUAUUUCAUGACUUGCAUGAAGAAGUAAUGGCAACUGCAACAAGAGGCCACGGUCUCGUGGUUCGUGUCCAACAGCUUGAAGCAGACUUUCCUUCAAUCGAGAAGGCAUUUCUAUCUCAAACUAAUCAUUCAUCAUUCUUUUCCAAUUCAGGGGUUGACUGGCAUCCUAAUCUGCGUUCUGAACAGAAUAUGAUCACCCGUGGAGACUUACCUCGCUUUGUAAUGGAUACUUAUGAAGAAUGCCGUGGUCCUCCUCGGUUAUUCCUUUUGGACAAGUUCGAUGUUGCUGGGGAUGGGGCGUGUUUAAAGAGAUACACUGAUCCGUCAUUCUUUAAAGUGGAACCAGCAUCCUCAAUAGCGACAGUAGAGAUGCAGAGAGAAAAGAAAAUCCGUAAAGUGAAGAAGAAAGGAUCACGCUGGAGGAAUGGAGAAACCCCAGAAGCUGCACUGACAUCACAUGCCAAAUUGCAUGAGUUGUUCCUGGAGGAGCGUAUUGAGAAUGGUCACAGUGACCCUGCACGUCUUGUGAAAUUGAAGAAAAGACAUUUGAAUGGAUCUGCAGUUGACUCAAAAACUGGGAAAAGUUACAUGGAGAAAUUUCUGGAGACUCCUUCACCAGAGCGUAAACUUGUUUGUGAAACUUCUGUUACUCCACCACUCUUGAGAUUGACCUCAGAUAAUACUGGUGAGCCAGAGCUUAGAAUACUUGACAUCAGUAUUGUGAGUCCUGCAGCAAUGUCCCCAGAAACCAAAAGCACUAGCUCUUCACCUAACUCCCAAGAAGCUAUAUUAGAACUAUCUGUGGAUGGCUUUAAUGGGGAGGCUUAUGAUGAAGAAGUUGCAAAGGGGUCUGAACCAAACUCUGAUGUUGAGACUAAUAAAAGUUAUUCCAACCUACAGAAGGUGGCAGUUGAUAAGCGAUUAGCAGGUGAUGGAGAACACAAAACUGGAGGUAGCGUAGAGGGGUCCACCCCCUCCAGUUCUGAUGAUAUGACCAGUGAGGUAGACAAUUACAUGGAUGCUCUUGCUACAAUGGAUUCAGAAAUGGAAACUGACAAUGAGUAUAAACCUAAGAACAAUGUGCGGUUCCUGAAUGUUGAAAAAUAUGGGACAGACUCUGAUGCAAAUGAGGAGGAACAUCUGGAUCUUCCAACUCGGUUUCCGGAUUCUCAGUCGAUUGGGAAUUCCUCUGCAUCAGAUGACGGGAAGAAUUCGUUCGAAAAAGAUAGAGCCAGUAUUUCACACUCUGAUACUUUAAGCAAUUUGGUUCAGAGUACACCAUCAGAGUGUAAUGGAGCAGCUAAAGAAUUCCCUUCUACUGAAACUUGUGGAGCUGAUAAUUUUGAGAUGUCAUCCGACCAAAACUCUGAAAUUGCAGAGUCUUUAGAAGCCACAUUGAAGGAGCAUGUGGUGUCUCAAAAUGCAUGCAUUAAGGAAGAAGUACUUCCUGAUAGUGGAGAUACAUCUUGCAGUGCAUUUGUUAGGGAAACAAGUCCUACACUACAACAUUCAGACCCUGGGGCAAACUCACAAGUGGUAUCAUUGGCGGGACUUGUGUUAGAUGAAACACCCUCUGAUGAAAUUAACGUUGGUUAUAAAUCAUUAGACAUCAAUGAAAAUGGGACACAUCUGGAUGAUUCUCUGGCUGUUGUCCCUAACGAUUCCUCCCAGAAUAAGGAUGAAUUCACAAAUACUUCUUCAAGCCAUCCUGUUGAUGAAUCAGAUGAUGAAGAUUUAGGUGUCAGUUCUGAUGCUUUGCUGCAUUUGUCAGAUGUUGAAGAGCUUUCUUCUGAAGAUCAAAUUGGAAAUAAUGCUGUGAAUGAAAUGUCUCAGACCCAGUGUGCUAAUGAAGAUUCUAUAGAAAGCUUCGCCAGAAGAAAGAGUGAUUCACCAUUUUUAAGUAUUUCACCCACAGAAGAGCAGGUCUCUUCCUCAGCACUGCCAGAAGUACAAACACCUUCAGGUAAUAUGGUACGGCCUUAUUAUAGAGAUAUUAUAAAUCCUGAUAACAUGGCUUCCAAACUUGAUGAUCCUGUCACACCAACUGCAGUCAAUUCUGAAGUUAUACCAUUUGUUGUGGAUGCUGCAUGGAGCACAGAAGAGUUAUGUCCUGUAGUAGAUGCUCCACAAACACAUGGCCUACUGGAGCAGCAGGAUGCUCCACAGACACAUGGCAUAAUAGAGCAGCAGGAUGCCCAGCAGACACAUGUCCUAAUAGAGCAGCAGGAUGCCCCGCAGACACAUGUCCUAAUAGAGCAGCAGGAUGCCCCGCAGACACAUGUCCUAAUAGAGCAGCAGGAUGCUCCACAGACACAUGGUCUAAUAGAGCAGCAGGAUGCCCAGCAGACACAUGUCCUAAUAGAGCAGCAGGAUGCCCCGCAGACACAUGUCCUAAUAGAGCAGCAGGAUGCCCCGCAGACACAUGGCCUAUUAGAGCAGCAAAUCUCUGAUUUAAGUGAGGAUGUUCCCCAACUUGAAUCCAUCUCAGCAGAAGCGGUUGCUCCACAUUAUAAGCAGAAAAUCGAUGUCGAAGAGACAUCUAGGACCAUGGAUGGUGAGGAGUUACGGUUAGUCACCAGUGGUGCUGAUGUGGAGGGUGGCGAUACAGUUUCUGUGGAACUGCCAUCUAACUGUCUCACUUAUCCAGGCCAUGAGGAUCAUGCAAAGUCAGAUGAUGUGGUACCUGAAACACUUCAUGUAGAAACUGUGGCUGUGCCCUAUACUGCUGUUGCCCAACCUGAUGAUCAUGUCAAUGAUGUUAGUCAUUCGUCUCCAAAUGCAAUUUCUUCUCCACCAAGGAAUUUUAUAAAUUUGCAUGAAUCUCUUCCUGGAUUUGGGGAUUCCCAAGAGAAAGAAUCGGAAUUGGAUGAGGUAGUUUUUCCAGAAUUUGUCACAUACUCAGAAGUGCAAAAGGAAGCAAGUAAAAAAGAAGUUGUUUCUCUGGAUUCAGAAUCAAACUCAAGCAAAUCAGUUGCUUAUGACCUUUCCAGUUCUACCAAUGGUGGUCAUCUGGAUGAACUGACUGAGAACAGUUUGGCUGUCUGUGAUGUCACCGCAGAAUCAAACCCAAGCAAAUCAACUACUUAUGACCAUUCCAGUUCAAAAAUAUCUGAUAAUGGUCAUAAUUUUUCCCCCGAUCAACAGUCUGAAAACAGUUUAGCUGUCCAUGAUGUGACCACAGCCUCAACAUCUUUAGAAAUGAGCCAUCCAGAGUCCGAAUCACAAUCUCUGGAUCAGAGUGACAAGGAAGAUGUUGUAUCUUCACCCACGUGCCACCUCCCAGAGCCUGAAACUAGUUCAGAAAAAUCAUUGGAGUUGCAAGCUAAUCAAGUUGAUAUGGAAUAUUUGCCAAGAGAUGGAGCAGAUCGGCCAGAAGCUGCCUUAGAGCAGUCGCUGGUGUUCCAAUCUGAUCAACUUGAUGUGGAAUGUUUGCAAGAAGAUCGAGCAAGUACUAACUCAUCAAGUCUUCAAUCUGCACAGAUAGGGGCUCCAAAUCACAUGGAUGAGGAAAGAUCCAAAGAGUUACCAUCGACAGAAAACGUCAAUCAGGACAUAGGCUUGGAUGCUUCCUCAGAAUCUUGUCCUCGAGACCUCCCAAGUCAACCUUUAACAUCAGUGGUCUUACCAGAAUCAGCAGGUCAGGAAGUUGAUGUCACAAAGCAAAUAAUGGAACCAUUAGAAUCUACCCUUCCUAGGUUAGUCCCUGAAGCAACUGCGGUCAAUCUGGAGGACAUGCCACCAUUGCCACCUCUACCACCUAUGCAAUGGAGGAUAGGAAAGCAACAUCCCUCCCUACCCUCAUUCCUGCCAAUACAGCCAUCAGAAGCUGAUGAGAAAGCUCAAUUUGAUAUACCAGCACCACAGAGGGAGGUGCUGCAGCCUCAGAACCCAUUUUUGCCUCUCACAUAUGUGGAAGACGGGAAGUCCCAACAUGUUUCUGAACCUUUGAUGGGCAAUGUGGUGCACCCUGCCCCGUAUUCAUUGCAUUUACCAGCCAUAGUUAAUGAUGCUAAUUAUCAAUACAGUUUCCCUGAUUUAGGGGGAGCGCAAUUCCCAAACCCAUUUUUAUCAUCGUCAGAGAUAUCUGAUGACAGGUCUGGACAUAAUCACUUUGCUUUAGAAGGAGAAAAAGUUCAGUCUAGUACAAAUCCAUUCAUGGUACCGCAUACUGAAUGUACAACUUUUAGACAUGAGCCUGAAUCUUCUGAUGGAGCAAUUAUCCUACCUCUGCAGCAGUUAACACUGGAAACAGAUUUAGAGUCUAAGGUACUUGAACAUUCAUUGAAAAAUUCAGAAUGGGAACACGGAAAACCCCCUCCCACAUCUGUGACAGCACCAACAAUGGUAGAUGAGCAGCCUCAGCAUAGUUUGACAACAUCAGAGGGAGAAACGACAUGGUCUCCAAAUAAUUCUGCUGCAAUGUCAGACUAUGAAGUUGGAAGGUCCAAUGGAAUUCCAGUUAGCAAGCUCCCUCGUCCAAGAAAUCCCCUGAUUGAUGCUGUUACUGCUCAUGGCCAAAGCAAGCUGAGAAAGGUAACUGAACGAAUUCGGCCUCAGGUUGAACCUAAGGUAGAUGAAAGAGAUUCAUUGUUGCAACAGAUAAGAACUAAGUCCUUCAACUUGAAGCCUGCAUCUGUGACAAGACAAACAGUGACAAGACCCAGCAUUCAGGGUCCGACAACCAACUUGAGGGUUGCUGCCAUCUUAGAGAAAGCAAAUGCGAUUCGCCAGGCAUUGACAGGAAGCGAUGAAGAUGAUGAGGAUAGUUGGAGUGAUUCUUAAAGGGAAUUAUUCUACUAUAGCUCUUCACCAGCGCCGUUAAUGGCUUUGAGUGGUGGUGGAUGCUCCUUACAGAAAUCUGGAAUUUUCUGUAGUUUGGUGUAUUCUCCUCUUUACUCAAGAUUCAUGUGUAUUAUACGACCCCCUUUCUCUCUCUCUCCUCCCCUCCUCCGCCCCCCAAAUGAAAAUCUAUUUGUUGAAACGUCGCUCAGCUCUAUUGACGGAAAUCUAGUGUGAGGCAAAUGCUUUAUACAAGAAUGACAGCUGCGGCGCAGCGUGCAAGCGCAGUUCCAAUCUACUUCCGCGUAUAAUCAUUUUUAAGAUAUUGGCAGGUGUAAAUUGUUGGAGUGAUAUAAAUGUAGUAUGUAGUGAAAUUUUGUAAUCCUGUAUGUAAUGGUUCUUACAAUGCAUAUAUAUGUAUCCAUAUACUCCAUUUUCUGGCUCAUAUUUCAGUGGCCAUUGUUUUUCUGUUCAUAUGGUUUUGUCGGCGUGCGGAACUUCUUAAAGAGAACAAAUAUUUA